Nematostella vectensis (starlet sea anemone) is the source of this 2202-nucleotide messenger RNA. RefSeq lists its product as uncharacterized. The coding region runs from base 230 to 1357 and encodes 375 amino acids. The transcript is spliced from 9 exons. NCBI's taxonomy places the organism in Eukaryota, Metazoa, Cnidaria, Anthozoa, Actiniaria, Edwardsiidae. The record is from RefSeq and is a predicted model, not a curated record.
UUCGUCAACACACACUCUCGUGGAAUGCAUGCGACUUAGCACUCGCCUGGGGGGUGUACAUUUGAUCAAAUGAAUCAUCAACCUACCGAUGCAUGAGUUUGAUUAAUACAAAGAAUAGAAUAGAAGCAGCUAGCGUAGCUAUGCAUGAUAUAACUCAUUCCGCCACGCAAACAACCAUUCACGUCAACAUUUCUAUAAUGAAUAUAUACCUCGGAGGAAAGUAAUCAGAAUGACGCUGAUAAGUUUGCUUAUUAUUCUCGGGUUGACUCUGAUAGAUGUUGGGAAUGCCACACCAGUAUAUUCAGGUGGAUGUAACUGCACUCUCGAGACAGGGAUCCCGAACCUGCAGUGCGAGUAUUUGGAUCAGUUCGCCAACACUACGUACAAGUGCACAUAUUGUCCAAAGAAAUCGACGGAGCUCGGCAUUCAAGUGGGAAUCAACGCAACCCAUCGAAUCCCCGAUGAUCACAUGACCUCUUCCUCUUUCUUGACUAAGGGAGGAUACAGCUACAAGCCCGAGCGUGCGCGCAUCAAUAUAGCCGCUGUUGGUAGCUAUGGGGAUGGUUGGUGUGCGGGCUCAAGUAAUCCGGAUGGUGUGUGGCUGCAGGUGGCAUUUGGUGUUCCAACUGACAUAGAGAGAAUAGUGACGAAAGGGAUCAUGGUCGAUAACGUAGAAAAAUACGUUAUGCAAUAUAGCGUGAACUACAGCAUAGAUGGAAUCACGUGGCUUAAGUACAGGGAUGGGAUGGCUUUUAACUCAAGCUACGCGGAGACUUCUAAUUCGAUUUACAUCAACCAAACCAAGCACAUCCGCCUCAUCUCCAAAAGCCCGGCCUUGGACAGCUGCCUACGGAUGGCUAUUUACGGGUGCUUAGGAGAAAUCAGCGUCCCGACAGUAGUGAUCGCUACGUCGACUGCCAACCCCAUCGUCCCCGCCGACAAGAUCACCGAAGCACAGUUUAUCAAAGGCUACCAACUAUGGCUUGUGUUCCUCGUCAUGUUCCUGGUGGUUUUGGCGUUCUCGGCAUUCUUUUUGCUGUGCAUCAUGUUAAGAAAAGAGCGUAGCAAAGAGGUAGCGAAACACGAUGCGGUCAUCAAGGCGGCUCAAAUGAAGGAUCCACGGUAUGAUCCCCCGUGGCGACGGAUCGAUCCAGAGACGGAGAAAGGCUGGAUUGACAACAGAGAGAUUCAGCAGAUAGAGGUCCCGUUUGAUGACGAGACAGACAUCGCUAGGGAGGAGACUGAAGUGGCGGUAGAUGACGAGGACUUCUACAACGAUAAGAACCUGGUUUUUUCGUUCAGCGGUCGUUUGACAGAAGGGGAAUACAUUAAUGAAGUCCACGGGGAUGCCUUGUAACUUUUUCCUAACCAUUUAGCCAGCAUUUAACGAUCCAUCGGUAGCUGCCUCUAGUCAGUAUUAGUCAGUUGAAGUAAUAGUCAUUAGUAAUAACAAAAAUUUCACAGAUUUGUAGUGACUGUCGUAGAACUACUACAUCUUUUUGGUUUCAAAUUCCCAUUUCUUGAUUUGGAAUCUGUUCUGAGAUAAAUAUGUUGGUAAAAACGCAGUCAAAGCUUAUAGUAGAGGCGUGGGAAUUAUCAAUACAUAAAAAAACUGAUCAUGUAUUAUAGAAUGUCUAAUUACAAAAACUGCAUUCAGAUGUACAAACAGGAGAAGAAAUGCUCCCUUUCAUAUAUUACUAUUUCAGGUUCAUAAUGGCUUCACAUCUAUGUCCUAUCAGAGGACAGACGUACGCAAAAAUGACAUCUAUUUGUUAAGUACAGGCAUAUCACGCAAACUUUUAUUCAUAUGACAUAUUUUUAUUAUAUCUAGGUACUGAUUUGAGAUUUUCCAGAAAAAACAAAACACCUGUAAUAGAAAGACCAACAUUUGUCUUUUGUCUUUCAUUAGGAAGGGAAGGAAAACGUUCUGUUUGGUACGGUUGGGAACGCAGUUGAAACCAUAAUGACAUUUAACAAAAGUAGUCAAUUUCAAACCAAGUCAUUUGUUUAGCGAAAAUGUUUCAACAAAAACGAAUACAAUCCAUCGAGCAAAAAAAAAAUACAAGCAACUGGUUUUUAUUCGCCAAACGCUUGCCUAAUUGAAAAAGCAGAAGAACCUCUUACCUAUAUUACACAUUGUAAUUAUUUUGAAGAAUUUUAAAUAUUUCACGCGACAGAAUUAAAAUUGAUGGCUUUAAGGUA